AAACAUUUACAAAAAGUCGCCUCCAGCUGCUGAAACACUUCCUGUGCGGUCGGGGCCUGAAACCUGACCUGUUCACAGCUGACCUCUGUCACUCGGAGAGUUCGGCCUGUCAUGUCCGUCACGUUCCUGACGGUGUCUUCAGCCCCGUCCGUCAGGCCGACUGAGAGACGAGCGUCACGCUAAAACCCAAACUGUGGGUGGACGCUGAGACAGACGGACACACAGCAGCAGCAGCUGUGGAUCACAGAGGCUUCAGUGUUUGGCUGCAGGCCACACUGUGAGGAUCCUCACCCUCAGAGCGGUGCAGGGUCGGGGGGAGACGGGGGAGUCGCUGCAUACCUCUGCUCACUCGUAACCCCCAGAUUUGCCUCCUGCCGCCGCUGACCUCCACCACACGUUCAUCAGGGAGUGUGCCGAGGUCUGAGAGCCGCGCCGACGGGGAGGAAAUCCCUCUUUUGUUUCCAAGGAAGUCCAGCGUGUUGUUUGUGUGUUUAAUGGACGAAUCUGGAAACCAGACAGAAAGAGAAAGUAACGGACUCUGAAUGUCACGACUCUGUCAGCAGGAAGUGACCUCGCUGUACGUCAAAAUUAAAUCACUGCUUCAACUCGUCUGACCACAGGAACAGAAACAUAUGGAAUGACUGCACCGUGUGGACAAUAAAUAACAUACGAUUCAUCCCGUCACUCUCUGUGUGUUUGGUGUGACGCUGUCGGCGGCGACACUUGGACGCGUCCCCUCAGGCUGCUGGACCCCGCCGUGAGUUUGUUGUUGGUCACUGGAGCCGGUUGGAGCGGUGGAUGAACGGAGGCGUGGGGCGAUGGCGGUGAAUCUGAGUAAGAACGGUCCUGCGCUCAUGGACGCUUAUAAGGAAGUGGUGGAUGGCAACUUGGACACGAACUGGGCUCUCUUCACGUAUGAAGGGAACAGUAAUGAUAUCCGUCUGGCAGAUAAGGGAGGUGCUGAUCUGAGUCUGCUAAUGGUGGAGGAGCUGAACAGCGGGAAGGUGAUGUACGCUUUCUGUCGCGUCCAGGACCCAAACUCUGGACUGCCCAAAUAUGUCCUCAUAAACUGGACAGGUGAAGGUGUGAAGGACUCUCGGAAAGGAAUAUGUGCGAACCAUGUGGGCUCAAUGGCCAACUUCCUGAAGGGAGCCCAUGUGACCAUAAACGCCCGCGGAGAAGAAGACGUGGAACCGCAGAGCAUCCUGGAGAAGGUGGCCAAAGCCUCCGGAGCCAACUUUAAUUUCCACAAACAAACAGAGUACAAAGACGCUCCCAGAGGACCCGUGGGUUCGGUGUAUCGGAAGACAAACGCUGUGGAGGAAAUCCAACAAACCAAAAAGGACGACUUCUGGGUCCAAACUCAGAGGGAUGAAGAGGAGCGUCGACGGGAGGAGAUCCAACGAGCAGAGCUGGAGAGACAGACAGUGGAGAGGGAGAGGAGGGAGAUGGACGAGAGGCAGGCAAAGGAGAGGGAGAGGAGAGCAAAGGAGAGAGCUCAGCAGAUUGAGCAGGAGAAGUUGUUUCAGAGGCAGAGAGAAGAAGAAGAAAGACAGAGGGAGCAGCAGCGACAGAACCAGCCAGAAAAUGGAUGCAAGAAGUCGGGAAUUAACUCUGCUGCCUCGGUGCAGAAAGCUAACGAGGCCAAAUCGCUGAUUUCUCAGAGGUCAUUUAAUCCCAGAGACAUAUUCAAGCAGAGGGAGCAGAGCUUUGAGUCCAACAACCGACUGUCUCCUGCUGCAUCCAGACCCGGGAAGCUGCAGAGUCCGUUUUUAUCCCAGAAAUCCUUGGAGAGAGAAGCUCCGCUGCAGCCUCAGUAUCCAGCUGAGACCCCCCUGUCCACCGUCUCACCUGAGCGGUCUCAUUCAGCUGACCAACCUGUGUUCCCGCCCUACUCCAUGCACCCCCUGUCUCCUGUCUCACCUGUCUCACCUGUGCUGUCUCAUUCACCUGCUCCAGCUGUGUCACCUACACCGCCGGAGACAACAGACUCACCUGUUCAGGCUGCAGAUGCUGUUUACACAGAAGAGGAGGAGUGGUCAGAUGAGUUUGAUGAAGAUGCAGAUGAACCUACUCCAGAGGAUCUGUACGAGGCACCACGUCCGUCAGCGGAGACAGAGGACGACCUGUACGAGAAUGUCUACCAGCACAUCCCCACAGACGGAGACCAGGAUGUGGGGACCAGUGGACAGGACAUCAGAGCCAGAGCUCUGUAUGACUACCAGGCCGCGGACGACACUGAGAUCACCUUUGACCCUGACGACAUCAUAACGGGGAUCGAGAUGGUGGAUGAAGGCUGGUGGAGAGGAUACGGACCUGACGGACACUACGGCAUGUUCCCCGCCAACUAUGUUGAGCUUCUCUAGGUUUCAUCACUCUCUUCAUGUUCCAUAAACACUGAAAAAGGUCUCAGACAGGAAGUGGAAGACAGUAAUCAUAAUAAAAAGAAAGUCUGGUAUUUUUCAACUUGGA
Molecule: messenger RNA, 2472 nt
Organism: Epinephelus fuscoguttatus (brown-marbled grouper)
Lineage: Eukaryota; Metazoa; Chordata; Actinopteri; Perciformes; Serranidae
Product: drebrin-like protein B
Exons: 16
Coding region: 819-2366 (515 amino acids)
Biological process (GO): regulation of actin filament polymerization; postsynaptic actin cytoskeleton organization; neuron projection morphogenesis
Cellular component (GO): actin filament; site of polarized growth; dendrite
Molecular function (GO): actin filament binding
Source: RefSeq, a predicted model, not a curated record